Messenger RNA from Xyrauchen texanus (razorback sucker), 6169 nucleotides. Its product is annotated as myosin heavy chain, fast skeletal muscle-like. Gene Ontology annotation, molecular function: ATP binding; actin filament binding; cytoskeletal motor activity. Gene Ontology annotation, cellular component: myosin complex. The record is from RefSeq and is a predicted model, not a curated record. The transcript is spliced from 39 exons. NCBI's taxonomy places the organism in Eukaryota, Metazoa, Chordata, Actinopteri, Cypriniformes, Catostomidae.
AUGAGCAGUGAUGUAGAGAUGGCCCAGUAUGGGCCAGCCGCAAUCUACCUACGCAAACCUGAGAAGGAGAGGAUUGAGGCUCAAAAUCGUCCUUUUGAUGCCAAAUCCGCCUGUUUUGUUCCUGAUGCCAAAGAACUGUACAUUAAAGGCAUCAUCCAAAGUAGAGAAGGAGGCAAGGCUACUGUUAAGACUGAAGCUGAUGAGAUAGUGACAGUGAAGGAUGAGGACUGUCACCCUAUGAAUCCACCCAAGUAUGAUAAAAUUGAGGACAUGGCCAUGAUGACCCACCUCAAUGAGGCCUCGGUGCUGUUUAACCUCAAAGAUCGUUAUGCGGCAUGGAUGAUUUAUACCUACUCUGGAUUGUUCUGUGUCACUGUGAACCCUUACAAAUGGCUCCCGGUGUAUAAUUCAGAAGUGGUGGCGGCUUACAGAGGCAAAAAGCGCAUGGAAGCCCCACCACACAUCUUCUCUGUGUCUGACAACGCAUAUCAAAAUAUGCUUACAGACCGUGAGAAUCAGUCUGUCCUGAUUACUGGAGAAUCUGGUGCAGGAAAGACCGUGAACACCAAGCGUGUCAUUCAGUACUUUGCGUCAAUCGCAGUCUCUGGAGACAAGAAGAAGGAGGCCGUAUCGAGUAAAAUGCAGGGGACACUGGAAGAUCAAAUCAUUUCAGCCAAUCCUCUGCUUGAAGCCUUUGGGAAUGCCAAGACUGUGAGGAACGACAACUCCUCACGCUUUGGUAAAUUCAUACGAAUCCACUUUGGAACAACUGGAAAACUCGCCUCGGCAGAUAUUGAAACAUAUUUGCUGGAGAAGUCCAGAGUGACCUUUCAGCUAUCUGACGAGAGGAGUUAUCACAUCUUCUAUCAGGUCACCACAGGCCAUAAGCCAGAGCUGAUGGACAUGCUUCUCAUCACAACCAACCCCUAUGAUUUCCCCUUGAUCAGUCAGGGUCAGAUCACAGUGGCCAGCAUUAAUGACAAAGAUGAGUUGGAGGCCACCGAUACAGCCAUUGACAUCUUGGGCUUCACCUCUGACGAGAAAGGCAGCAUCUAUAAGUUGACGGGUGCAGUAAUGCAUUAUGGGAACAUGAAGUUUAAGCAAAAGCAGCGUGAGGAGCAGGCAGAACCUGAUGGCACUGAGGUGGCUGACAAAGUGUCUUUCCUGAUGGGACUGAAAUCUGCUGACUUGUUGAAAGCUCUUUGUUAUCCCAGAGUGAAAGUUGGGAAUGAGUAUGUCACCAAGGGACAAACUGUGCAACAGGUCACGAAUUCAGUCAUGGCUUUAGCAAAGUCAGUCUACGAAAAGAUGUUCUUGUGGAUGGUCGUCAGAAUCAACCAGAUGCUGGACACCAAACACCCUCGAUCCUUCUUCAUUGGAGUUCUUGACAUCGCUGGAUUUGAAAUAUUUGAUUUCAAUAGCCUGGAGCAGCUGUGCAUUAACUUCACCAAUGAGAAACUGCAACAGUUUUUCAACCAUCACAUGUUUGUGCUGGAGCAAGAAGAAUACAAGAAGGAGGGCAUAGACUGGGAGUUCAUAGACUUUGGAAUGGAUCUAGCUGCCUGCAUUGAGCUUAUUGAAAAGCCCAUGGGAAUCUUCUCUAUCCUUGAAGAGGAGUGUAUGUUUCCAAAGGCAACAAACACUUCCUUCAAAAACAAGCUCUAUGAUCAACAUCUAGGCAAGAACAAUGCUUUCCAAAAACCCAAGGCAGCCAAAGGCAAGGCUGAGGCUCACUUCUCCUUAGUGCACUAUGCUGGCACCGUCGACUACAACAUCAGCGGCUGGCUGGAUAAAAACAAGGACCCGUUAAAUGAGUCUGUUGUUCAGUUGUACCAGAAGUCAUCAGUCAAACUGCUGGCUAACCUGUAUGCCUCCUUUGCCUCUGCCGAAGCAGAAGCCAGUAGUAGUGGAGGAGGAGGCAAAAAAGCUGCCAAGAAGAAGGGCGGCUCAUUCCAGACAGUCUCAGCUGUUUUCAGAGAAAAUCUAGGCAAGCUGAUGACCAGCUUGAGAAGUACACAUCCUCACUUUGUGCGUUGCCUGAUCCCCAAUGAGGUGAAAACCCCAGGGAUAAUGGACAACCAUUUGGUUAUCCAUCAGUUACGCUGUAAUGGCGUAUUGGAAGGAAUCAGGAUCUGUAGGAAAGGUUUCCCCAAUAGAAUCCUGUAUGCAGACUUUAAACAGAGGUACAGAAUCCUUAAUGCCAGUGCUAUCCCUGAGGGACAGUUCAUCGAUGGCAAGAAGGCUUCUGAGAAGCUCUUGGGAUCAAUUGAUACUGAUCACACACAGUACAAGUUUGGCCACACAAAGGUGUUUUUUAAAGCUGGCUUGCUGGGAACAUUAGAGGAAAUGCGAGAUGAAAAAUUGUCAUCUGUAGUAACUUGCAUCCAGUCUCUUUGCCGUGGAUACCUCAUGCGGAAAGAGUUUGAGAAGAUGUAUGCUCAAAAAGAUGCUGUGUAUACUUUGCAAUACAACCUCCGUGCAUUUAUGAAUGUAAAACACUGGCCAUGGAUGAAGCUGUUUUAUAAGAUAAAGCCUCUCCUGAGGAGUGCUGAAACAGAGAAAGAGAUGACCACCAUAAAGGAAGAUUUUCUGAAGUGCAAAGAGGGUCUGGCUAAAGCCGAGACCAAACGCAAAGAGCUAGAGAAGAAAAUGGUCAUCUUGAUACAGGAAAAGAAUGACCUAAUCUUACAAGUCCAAGCUGACAGUGAGAAUCUCAUAGAUGCUGAAGAGAGGUGUGAAGGUCUGAUUAAAAGCAAACUCCAGCUGGAAGCCAAGCUGAAAGAGCUCACAGAAAGACUGGAUGAUGAAGAAGAAAUCAAUUCAGAGCUGUCGGCAAAAAAAAGAAAAUUAGAAGAUGAAUGCUCUGAGCUGAAGAAAGACAUUGACGAUCUUGAGCUCACCUUGGCUAAAGCGGAGAAAGAAAAGCAUGCAACUGAGUAUAAAGUUAAAAACCUUACAGAGGAAAUAUCAAGUCAAGACGCAAAUAUUACAAAGGUAACCAAGGAAAAGAAAGCCCUCCAAGAGGAACACCAACAAGUUCUUGGUGAUCUCCAGGCUGAGGAGGACAAAGUCAAUACUCUGACCAAAGCCAAAACCAAGCUUGAACAACAAGUGGAUGACCUUGAAGGUUCUCUUGAGCAAGAGAAAAAGACACGCAUGGACCUUGACAGGGCCAAGAGGAAGCUGGAGGGGGACUUGAAAAUGUCUCAGGAAUUCAUCAUGGACCUGGAAAAUGACAAGCAACAGUUGGAUGAGAAACUCAAAAAAAAAUACUUUGCAAUCAACCAGCUCUUAAGCAAAAUAGAGGAUGAGCAAUCAAUGGGUGCCCAGCUUCAUAAGACGAUAAAAGAGCUCUAUGCUCGCACUGAAGAAUUAGAAGAGGAGAUAGAGGCUGAACGUGCAACUCGAUCCAAGGUGGAGAAGCAGAGAUCUGAUCUCUCCAGUGAACUUGAGGAGAUCAGCGAGAGGCUGGAAGAAGCUGGUGGUGCCACUGCAGCUCAUGUUGAGAUGAACAAGAAAUGAGAGACCAAAUUUCAGAAAAUUCAGCAUGAUCUUCAGGAGGCUACCCUACAGCAUGAAGCCACAAUGGCAUCUCUACGAAAGAAACAUUCCGACAGCAUGGCAGAACUUGGAGAACAGCUUGACAACCUCCAGCAAAUCAAGCAAAAACUGGAGAAAGAGAAAAGCAUAUACAAGAUGGAGAUUGAUGAUUUAGCCAGCAACAUGGAGGCCAUGGCAAAAGCCAAGGUGAACCUGGAGAAGAUGUGUCACAAUCUUAAAGACCAGCUCUCUGAGUUGAAGAGCAAGAAUGAGGAGAACUUGUGUCAAAUCAAUGACCUCAACUUCCACAAAGCUCGUCUCCAAACUGAAAAUGUGGAGAAUUCUAGGCAAAUUGAAGAGAAGGAAAGCCUAAUUUCACAGUCAGUAAGGGGCAAACAGGCCUUCACUCAGCAAAUGGAUGAACUGAAGAGACAGCUUGAGGAGGAGUCAAAGGCUAAGAAUGCUUUAGCCCACGGUUUACAAUCAGCACGUCAUGACUGUGAUCUGCUGAGGGAGCAGUUUGAAGAGGAACAGGAAGCCAAGGCUGAGUUGAAGCGUGGGAUGUCCAAAGCUAACAUUGAAGUAUCUCAAUGGAGAACCAAAUAUGAGACUGAUGCCAUUCACCGUACUGAGGAACUUGAGGAGGCCAAGAAAAAGCUUGCUCAGCAUCUCCAAGUAGCAGAGGAACAAAUGGAAGCCUCAAAUGCAAAGUGUGCUUCACUGGAGAAAAUCAAGCAGAGACUUCAGUGUGAGGUAGAAGACCUUAUGAUAGAUUUGGAAAAGGCAAACAGCUUUGCAGCUAGUUUAGACAAAAAGCAGAGGAAUUUUGACAAGUUACUCAAUGAAUGGAAACAGAAGUAUGAAGAGUCCCAGGCAGAGCUGGAAAGUGCUCAAAAAGAAUCUCGAGCAUUGAGCACUGAGCUCUUCAAAUUGAAGAACUCUUAUGAGGAGACCUUGGACCAUCUUGAAACUCUCAAACGAGAAAACAAGAAUUUGCAACAGGAGAUCUCAGAUCUUACUGAGAAGAUAGGUGUGACUGGAAAGAGCAUCCAUGAAGUAGAGAAGGCCAGGAAGCAAAUGAAAACUGAGAAAUCUGAGAUACAAGGUGCUCUGGAGGAGGCAGAGACAUCACUGGAACAUGAUGGAUCUAAGAUCCUUCAUGUCCAGCUAGAGCUCAAUCAGCUGAAGGGUGAAAUGGACAGGAAGCUAGCUGAAAGGGAUGAAGAGAUUGAACAGCUGAAGAGAAACAGCCAGAGAGUCACAGAGUCCAUGCAGAGCACUUUGGACUCUGAGGUGAGAAGCAGGAACGAUGCCCUGAGAGUCAAGAAGAAAAUGGAAGGAGAUCUCAAUGAGAUGGAGAUUCAGUUGAGUCAUGCCAAUCGCCAGGCUGCUGAAGCCCAGAAACAACUUAGGAACGUUCAAGGACAACUCAAGGAUGUUCAACUGCACCUUGAUAAUUCCCUCAGAGGACAGGAAGACAAGAAGGAGCAAUUAGUGAUGUCUGAACGCAGGAGCUUGCUGAUGCAAGCUGAGAUUGAGGAACUCAGAGCAGCUCUGGAGCAGACUGAGAGAAGCCAGAAAAUUGCUGAGCAGGAACUGACAGAUGCCAGUGAACGAGUGGGACUUCUGCACUCCCAGAAUACCAGUCUUCUGCACACCAAGAAAAAGCUUGAAGCUGAUAUUUCCCAGCUCCAGGGUGAAGUGGAGGACUCUGUUCAAGUGUCAAGGAAUGCCGAGGAAAGAGCCAAAAAAGCUAUAACUGAUGCUUCCAUGAUGUCAGAAGAGCUCAAGAAAGAGCACGACACCAGUGCUCACCUUGAGCGAAUGAAGAAGAACCUGGAGGCCACAAUCAAAGACCUGCAGCAUCGUUUGAAUGAAGCAGAAAACCUAGCCCUAAAGGGUGGAAAAAAACAACUUCAAAAACUUGAGACCAGGGUCUGUGAGCUGGAGAAUGAGCUGGAUGCUGAACAAAAGCGUGGAGAUGAUGCUGCGAAAGUUGUCCGUAAACAUGAAAGAAGACUGAAUGAGCUUACCUACCAGUCUGAGGAGGACAAGAAGACUGUUAACAGACUUCAGGAUGUGGUAGACAAGCUUCAGAUAAAAGUAAAGGCCUACAAGAGACAAGCAGACGAGGCUGAGGAACAAGCUAAUGUUCAUCUCGGACGGUGGAGGAAGGCACAGCAUGAGCUUGAACAGGCUGAGGAGAGAGCAGACAUCGCUGAAUCUCAGGUCAACAAGAUGAGAGCAAAGAGUAGGGACCAGGGAGCAAAGGGGCAAGAAACCCAAAUGGAGUGAAGGAUUCAUGAUCAAUGUGUCUUUCCUUACAAGCAGUAUUUACAGGCAGGAGGUGAAAGCAUUCACAAUGGGUUUCACAUUCACACCAAACUUUUAGCACCAUUCAAACUCUUAAAAAGUUAUGUGCCCAAGACUCUGUCCUUAAAUUAUUUAAUGAGGUUUUGAACUACCUCAUUCACCCAAUAAAGGAUUGUGGAUGAUGUAUUUGAAUAAGUGAAUUGAAUACUAAUUAAAUAAGCAACAGGCAAGGCACUAGCCUGGCAUUGGGAGAAACUUGGGGUUCAGUGUCUUGCCAAAGGACACUUUGGCAUUUGGAGUCGUGUGGGCCGGGAAU